Molecule: messenger RNA, 1202 nt
Organism: Medioppia subpectinata
Lineage: Eukaryota; Metazoa; Arthropoda; Arachnida; Sarcoptiformes; Oppiidae
Source: the annotation of a GenBank genome assembly
UUUAAAAUUAAAUCCGUUAUUAGUUUUAAUCUAAUAUAAUCUCACUAUUAAUUCAAAUUUAGGCCAUACUAUGCAUUCCUCGCCAAAACUGUUCAUUUUUAUCAUUCAAAUGAUGGCAUUAAUUGCGAUACAAUUAGAGACGGUUUUGGGAACCGCUUCGUCGUUAGACUCGGCAGAAAAGACAGAUAUAUCUCCUCUAAAGGCCUCCGAUAUUAAUAAUUACGAGAAAUCAAUGCUAACCAAAGAAGCGUUAGAUUCAGAUCUCAUGGACUCAUACGAUGAGGAAAAGAGGGCCCAAAAGUGGAAUAACCUCCAGGGCGGUUGGGGUAAGAGAGCGAACUGGAACAACAAAUUAUCGGCCGCUUGGGGCAAGAGGCCGGCCGGGGGUUCAGCCGCCGGUUGGAACAACUUAUCGGGAAUGUGGGGAAAGAGGGCGUGGAAUGAAUUGAACGGAAUGUGGGGUAAACGGGGCUGGAAUGACAUGUCCGGCGGAUGGGGCAAACGCAAUUCACCUCAUUGGAAUAAGUUGAGAGGAAUGUGGGGUAAACGGAGUGUCAGUGACUCCGAAGCCAACGACGGAUUUGCAGAGAAAUAGACGUUUCGAGUGAAGAGAAGACCGUUUAUUAUAUGAAAAGACUUUUAACUUAAAUCAUAUUUAUUGUACAAUUAGUUUAUUAUUAUUAUUAUUAAGAAAUGAAAUUUUCGGUUUAAUUAUUUCAUUAAUUUAAUCAUAAGUUAUAUUUCAUUACGUUUUUUGUUUAUUUGGAAAAACGCUUUCUGUUGUAAAACAAUGUUUUAAACUAAAAAGUUUUUAAAAAUUGUAUUUAAAUGUAUUUAAGAUGCCGUUUGUUAGAUGCUAUCACUAAUAUAUAUUAUUUAUUAUUAUUAUUACUAUUAUUGUCAUCAAAACUGAUUAAUUGAAAUAUAAGGCAUUGAGAAAAAGGUCCGCCGGUUUUGCAAUAAGUUAUAACAUAUUUAUUGGUCAACACUUAAUGCUCUGUGAAAACGUUAUUUCCAAUUAAUUUUAUCGAUUGUAUCACAUAUUUAGUAAAUGUCGUUAACAUUAUAUAUAUGUUUUGUAUAUUCAUUGACAGAGAAAAACAGAAAUUAAAUAUUAAUAUAUAAUUAUUUCAAUCGAUAAACACUUUUAAUAAAUACAGAAAUUAAUCCCAACUUUUAAACAAUUACUCGUUUUUAUGCCU